AUGUACGGCCAGUGCGACCCCUACGUCAAGAUGACCUGUGGCGGGGUGACACACCAGUCCACAGUCAAGCGAAACAGCACGCACCCGACCUGGGGCGAUGAUGAGAACAAGUUUACAUUCAAGGCAUCCGAUUGCCAAGUUGAGAUGCUCUUCAUCGAGGUGCGGAACGCCGGACGGGAUGAGCUGAUCGGCCGGGUUGAUGUUCCCCUCAGGAGCUUGCCGUCCAUGACAUGGGAAGAGCGCCGGCAGUUCUUGCAGAAUGGAGGUGAGGUGGAGUUCCGCGUGGCCUUGUACCCCGAGCGCGCGGCUGCGAACCUGCGUCCUCAACCUGGCUUGGGGAUGGGCCUGGGCGGCCCCAUGGGCGGCCCCAUGGGCCCCAUGGAGCAGCCUCCGCCGGCCUACCCCGAAAAGCCCCGGCCACCUUCGCCUCCGGCCCGUGACCUUGGGCCCAGCCUGAUGGGAGAGUAUGACUUCCGAGCUCCUAUGGAGCGCAGACCUAUGGACGAGGAGCCACUUCUGGAGAACAUCUUUGGCAAGCCUAACCUCUUUGCGGCUAUGCCGGACCUGAUGUCGCAGCUCUCGACAAAUGCACCGACUGGCUUCCACGAAGUGCUGCCUGCCAUCCCACAAGUGGGGGGCCUUUCGACGCCGGCGCUAGGAGGACUCGGCACACCAGUCUCCGGCCUGCCCGCCCCAGCGUCGACGGCUAUGCCGGCCCCAGCAGCUGCGCCUUCCACGAGCAGGUUGGGCGUGGCAUCCUACACACCGCCUCCGGCCGCCUGUUUCACUCCGCCCUCCCUGUUGCCCACGGCGGAAGUGGGCAGAACUGCAUCUCGAGGCCUGUCCCUCGAGGGCUACUACUCUACUGGUGGCAUGGCAGCCGCGACGAUGAACACUGCAUCCACAGCUGUGCCAACGCCCCAGGUGCCUGGGAGCUACACGUACAGCACGCCUUCUCCCUUCACCUACAGUCAGGCCCAGCCUAGUCAGAGUGCCUUGGGCUCCAAUCUCAAUGCCGCUUCCUACACCUACAGCUCCAGCGGGACGCCUUUCACUGGUUACAGCCAGCAGAUCAUUUCAGGCCAGACAUCACAGAGUGCUUUGGGCGCUGACCUGGCAUCGUACACCUACACUGCACCGAGCUACACCACCUCUGCAGCUCCCGCAUCGUUGACUAGCUACACCCCGCAGGGCCAAAUUAUUGGUGCAACGGCGCAGAAGGCAUUGAACGCGGAUCUCAGUGCGGGUGCAUACACCUACACCACCUCGGCUCCCACGGCCUUGUUCACUGGUUACAGCCAGCCAGGACAAAGCACAGGU
Molecule: messenger RNA, 1320 nt
Organism: Symbiodinium sp. CCMP2456
Lineage: Eukaryota; Dinophyceae; Suessiales; Symbiodiniaceae
Source: the annotation of a GenBank genome assembly